This is a messenger RNA of Adelges cooleyi (spruce gall adelgid), 1826 nucleotides long. RefSeq names its product pH-sensitive chloride channel 2-like. The record is from RefSeq and is a predicted model, not a curated record. Gene Ontology annotation, cellular component: neuron projection; membrane; synapse. Lineage: Eukaryota; Metazoa; Arthropoda; Insecta; Hemiptera; Adelgidae. Gene Ontology annotation, molecular function: transmembrane signaling receptor activity; neurotransmitter receptor activity; extracellular ligand-gated monoatomic ion channel activity. Gene Ontology annotation, biological process: regulation of membrane potential; chemical synaptic transmission; nervous system process. The transcript has 11 exons. Bases 379 to 1656 code for a protein of 425 amino acids.
CUGCCAAGUCGUGUCGACGGUCAACGUGCAGUAGCUUGCGGCGGUACGCGUGCAAGACACGGUGCUGUUUUUGGGGUUCAACAGUCAGUCACACGGGUACUGGCCGCUGUACUUUGUCAUUUUAAUCGGCGCAUCGUGCAUCUGCCCGGUUGCCAAGGGUGUACACGGAUCGAUCAAUACAGGUGUUGAACGGUAUACUGCACUUGUGCAAAUGCAUUCUAGGCUCUAAUUCCACAACCUACCACCGUCCCGAAGGCGUCACGUUGGUACGAAACACAAAAUCUUUGGCAUCAGCACACAAUUAACGUUACGCUUUGGCCUUAGCGACAACGACCGCCACCACACACCGAGAACACAAUAACGUCCAACUGGUCCAACAUGUUAUCCGUCCGCGGAUUGGACCUGGUCAUCACGGCCACGGUGGUUCUUAUCUUGGCGUCAUAUUUUUCAUCGUCCAUAUCCGUCCAUGCAAAGUGCACCAAUUAUGAUACAGCGGAUCAUAACAGUCUGAUAAAAAGGCUAAUGUGGCAAACGGAACCUUGUCGAUAUAAUAGUUUGACAAGGCCAAUACCGGAAAGCGGACCGACGAGGGUCUGGGCCAGAGUGGACAAGUAUAUUAUCCGAAAAUCUUCUACUGCUCGACAGUUGAAUUUAACUCCAGACGUGCUGAUAAAAUUUCGGUGGCGCGACAGCCGUCUGGCGCAUUCUUUAUCCAAUUUGAACGUACGAGGAAAGGACAAACUUAAGCAGCGAAUUUGGACUCCACUCGUUGACAUAGUCAACUACGACACGGACUCAGAUCCCCAAGACAUCCUGGAGACGGUGCAACCGGACGGCACGGUUGUCUAUUCGGCCAGGUUGGAAGUGCCGUCUGAGCUGUGCACGAUGAACUUGGAAAAGUUCCCGUUCGACAAGCAGAAAUGUUCCCUGUUACUGCAGAGUCUGUUGUACAACAAUACUGAUUUGGAACUGUUGUGGGAACACGUUUCGCCGGAGGAGCUCAGGAGCAGCUUAGAAUUUACCCAAUACAGCUUGGCGUCGAUUCGGACGACCGUGACGGUCAGCGACCACUACGAAGAAUUGGCUGACAACUACAGCCAGUUGAAAUUAUACUAUGAGCUGGGUCGCAAACUCGGCGUUCACACCGUGGCCUACUACUUCCUGGGUUUUUUUAUGGUAGUCAUGUCUUGGGGGUCGUUUUGGUUGGAGCCGAAUGAAGCCUCCGGCCGCGUUAAUAUAGGAAUCUAUCCGAUGAUGGCGUUAAUCGUUCAGUACUUGUAUUCGGAAAGACUGCAGCCAAUAUUGUUGAACAUCAAAGAAAUAUGGCUCCUCGUAUGCAUUUCAUUUAUAGUCAGCUCUUUAAUGGUGUCUGCGGUUGCGCACUUCAUAUCGCGGCAAAACAAACAAUUCAAACUGACUUUAAUUCCUCAAGUUCUACGAAAGUUGUUAUCCAUCGUUGGUAGCAAAUUGGACAAAUUCGAAUGGAACAGGGGUGUGGACGAAAACGAAAGAAGUACUAUUGGAACAGCAAACACUGUGGAGCACGUGAUGACCUCACAAGAAUUUGCAUUAUGGAUGGAUCGACUAAGUCGCGUCCUUUUCCCGGUGGCCUUUCUUCUAUUUAAUUGUAUCUAUUGGUUUUACGUUUAUGUGUAAAUCCACCUAAAAAAUUGGGAUUUUAACGACAAAAAGAUAAACAGCCAUGUUCAUAUUUCUUAAAAUCGUAUAAAAGGUAGAAAAACAAUUACACAUAAAGAACAACAGUAUGUUUUUAACGAAAAUUAGAAAAUUAGUAAUACAACUUUUAUAACAAUAUAUCUAUCGUC